Phaeoacremonium minimum UCRPA7 is the source of this 2871-nucleotide messenger RNA. Its product is annotated as putative protein efr3 protein. Bases 1 to 2871 code for a protein of 956 amino acids. Lineage: Eukaryota; Fungi; Ascomycota; Sordariomycetes; Togniniales; Togniniaceae. Gene Ontology annotation, cellular component: plasma membrane. The transcript has 3 exons. Gene Ontology annotation, biological process: protein localization to plasma membrane. The record is from RefSeq and is a predicted model, not a curated record.
AUGAACGCCAUCCAGCAAAGAUGUCGGCCGAAGCACCAGGUCCUCGUGCUCAAGUGCUACCCCCGGACAACAAAGGGAGCCGUCGACGUCAAGCCAAACUCCAGCGAGCUGAGCUACCUGCUCUACUAUGCGACCUCGCGCAAGACAAAGAUCCAGAAGGUCGCCAGCUUCCUGGAAAAGAAGACUGCCAGUGACGUCUGGCGCCUGCGAAUUGGCAAUGUCCAGGUAACCCUUCAGAUCCUCGAGGCGUUGAUCGAGAAAAACCCAAAGGACCUGCCGCUCUUCGCGCCGUCCGUGCUGAAAAUCCUCGACCUCAUCCUGCGCUCCAACGACAUCACCAUGGUGGAGUCGUCGAUCCCUACAUUCGAGGCCUUCUGCGCAAACCACGAUGCAUCGUCGCUCUUCGCCGACCAAGCUUACCUCAAGCAAUACGAGUCUGUUGUUCACCAGUAUGCCAAGCUCGCCUCGACGCGCGGCUCGCCGGGCAAGACCCAGCCCAGCAAGCCGGUAGCCAUGCGAUGGAGGAACUCGGGACUGGAGGCCAUUAGAAGUGUCGCUUCCUCCGAUGCGCUGUCGUCCAUUGCGGGCCGCCAGCUCGACACGGUCGUGCCGAUGAUUCUGGAGAAUCUGUGGACGGACAAUGAUGACUUCCUCGAGGUGUUGCUGCAACGCGCGGAGCUGGAGGAGAAGGUGGGCACGGAGCGGCUCCUCAAGCGGAGGACUAGCAAUGCGACGGUGAGGACAGCCGAUACUGCCGGAGACACGAAUCCGAUAGCCUUGUCGGGCUCUGCCUGGGAUGUGGAUAAGUUGGCCGAGGAGGACAUUGGUGUGCUUGCAAUGCAGUGCCUGAAGCAGAUUUUCAUCAUUCCGAACCGAUCUCAGAUCCACGGGGCUACCAGUGCCCUGCUCAGAUUUGUCGAAGAACGCAUCACACAGGGCGAGACCGUGGUUAGGACACAUAAUAACAAAGACGGUGGAUGGGCUAUCAAGAUGUUUGGGCUGAUUUCGCGGUGGACCCCUGUGCAGGAUCGUUAUGUCAUUCUCGUCACGGCGUUGGACAACUUGAUACGGAAGCCGCUUACAGACGAGACAUUGCAGCAGCACAUUGUUCUGACUGCAAUGAUCGCAUCCCUUCUACGUUCGGAUGUGAACUUGAUCGGGCUGAGUGUCAUGGAUGUUCUGUUGGGGCUAAUCCACCACAUGAAGAGACUUGUGCAGAUGCCAGGGGAUCCCAGUGGUGGAGGAUCCGGUCAGAACGAGCCCCUAUCGCCAACCGUUGCCGAGGCUGUGGAGAAAUUUGCUACAGACCGAAAAGAGUUACUGAGCCGGAUUCAACAAUGCGUGGGAGAUUUGGCAACCCAUGUCUACUACGCGGAUCAGAUUUCUGACAUGAUCUCUGCGAUAUUGCUCCGACUCAAGCCGGCAAGGUCGAACAGCACGGCAAACUCCUCUCCUCAUAACGAGAAGGCAGAGAAUCCCACGACUUCGAUUACCAAUUUCUCCGACGAUGCGCAUGCCGAUUCCCUAUUUUCGCUAACUGUCGCCAAGACGGCUGCUUUGAAGUCCAUCAAGGGCAUCUUAUUGGUAGCCAACCCAAAGACGAAGAUCAGCGGCAACGUGAGCUUGUCAAGGAACCGAGUUCCAAUCCAGGUUUGGGAAGGGACUCAGUGGCUGCUUCGCGACCCUGAUGGGCAGGUUCGCAAAGCGUACGCAGAUGCUCUUCUGACCUGGCUCGACCGCGAGACAACCGCGGCGGACCUGAAAGCCCGAGACGAGAACGCGGUGACCCAACGGUCCCCAUUGAAGAGUCGAGAACUCGCAACUACAGCGAAUGCACGACGAGCUGUCUCGAGCGCAUCGAACAGAGAAAAACCGGCGCAUACACCUCGGUCGCAUUUCUUGCAGCUAAUUCAUGUUGCUAUCUACGAUAAUGCUUUGACAUAUGUCGAUUAUGAGACGGAUAUUGUUCUUUUACAUGUGCUUCUCGCGAAGCUCGUCAAUAAAUUGGGGGUGAAUGCGGUGCGAUACGGGCUUCCAAUGAUUUUCCGACUUCAAGAGGAUAUUCAGGAAGCAGAAACCCCAUUGCACAAGGUUCGACUCGGUAGUCUGUGCCAUGGGUACUUUUGGGUGUUGACCGAGAAAUUCGAUUUCGAUGCGUCGGUGGUUGGCCGCGCGAUCCACAACGAAAUUAUUCGGCGCAGAAGUAAGCAUUUCUGGGUUGAAGGCGUCCAUAUUCCAACGCCUCUACUGGAGCUGGUUGGUACACCCGGUAUGGCGAGACCUCAACCGAAGAUGCCUGUGCACGAGGUUGAGUACGAGGCUCUCCUGCCUUUCGAUGACCGCACAUCUCUAGUUGAGUGCCACCUACAAACACCGAACUUCGCAACGACCGUGAACGAUGACGAUAGCAGCGACAGCAUGGUCAGUUACGACAUGACGGCAUCCGAGAUCUCGUUCAAUCCCGCACAGGCGGACACAGGGCGCGAUCGACCCUCCUCGGCUGUUCUCCCACGGUCAAGACCGAUAUCGCGGGAGCGCAAGGCUUCACUAGGCGAGUCACUUGGACCAUUGAACUCGAACCCGCCAGACAGCGUUAUCGAGGAAGACGAGGAGUUCGUGCCUCCCGUCCCGCCAUUGCCAGCCGGCUUGGCAAACGAGAACACAUGGAGCACCGUCUCCUCGCAAGACAACACGACGCCCUUGAAGCCGGCCAAGCGCAACCUGAAGAGCAGAGGCGGCGACAGCGUGCUGUCCUCCGUCCUAGGCAACGAGGAUGCGCCCCCUGUAGGGGACCUACAGUCUUUGCUCAAAGGCAUCGACAGCCGCGCCGGGGAGCACAGCCUCGGGAACGUGACGAAGCCGCCUUACUAA